UUCUCCUUCCUGCCCGGAGCAGCCAUGGCCGGCGAGCAGCCUCUCGCUGCUGGCGGGAAACUCCGCCUCAAGCGCAGGAGGCCGCCGGGGCGAGGAGAAGCCGCCCGCCCGACCCCCGCCGCCGCCGCCGACGGCCGGCUGCAGACUGAGGGCAGCGGCCCUGGGUGGUUUGAAGCACCAGACUUAAGCGAGGCUGACAGAACAUGGCUGGCGUUACUCCAGACUGCAGAUUCCCAGCUAAAUCGCUCCAACUUAGACAAAGUGGUCAAGCUUCCAGAGUUUCUUACAAAGAGCUCUCAAAUUACCAAUCCCCAGCCAAAGCCGGAAACAUUUAAUAUUGGUUUGGAACAGUUUCAGUGGGAGCCCUUUCCGCUUUACCAGAGAGACAUCAAAACGAUCGAUCACAGCGUUCGUCAAAACUCAGGGAGCCCAACUACCAGUGUAGUAGAACAGGAAAUGUACGAAGAUGAACAGUCCAAGAUCAUGUCUCCUGUUCCGAAGCAAAAACCGCUCACAGCCUAUGAGUACACAGCUGAAGGGUCAAAAAUGAGGCACAGCACAGGCUAUUCCUCUAAGGAUUGUGGGAAGAAGAUUAAAAACUCUCCGCGCACUCCCCGUAAGAACUCAGCCAAGUCUUUCUCACCAGCAACCGUGCAGCAGAAGCUGGGCUUGCGAGAGCUUUGGAAAAAGGCUUCUACACAAAGCAAACCGAAAAGCACGAUAGAAAGUGAAGAGGAAGGAGCAUCCAGUGGUACCUUGACACAAAAUAAGACAACACUAUUACCUUCACAAGGAAGUGCUGUUCACUCCGGCAUCUCCAGCCUUCAGCUGAAACCAGGACGCCAGAAUGAAGACAUCUCAACUCUUGACUGCUGUCCUAUGUGUCAGUUUCACUUCACUGGAACACUGUCACAACUGGACCGGGAUAGUCAUCUGGCUAAGUGCUUGUCUGAAAGUACGGAAGAUAUGAUUUGGUAAUUUGACAAGAAUGACAAAUCAAGAUGUCAUCUGGGAAACAGGCUGUGUUUGCAGAGAAAUUUAGAAAGUGUAUACCCCAUUACUGUGAUUAAGGAGAAAAGUAGACGUUUAAAGAGACACCUAGUUGUUCUUUUAUUAUGUUAUUGACCCGCAUUUGUAUCCUGAUCUUGCAAUAAGACUAUUUGGAGAACGUUGCUGGGAGAACGAGAAGAAUCCAGAUGCACACAUGUUCUUGCACAUAAACUAAAAUAUUACGGAAGAAUUUUUCAAAAAUUCCAAUAGCUUAAUGAAAAUGUGUAGAAUUAAAGAAUCACUCAAGGCAAUGUGAUUUUUUAAAUCUACGUCAGUGGGAAGCAUUAAUUGACAGGAAAGCUUUUUGAAAUUGUACGCUUCCAAUAUGUGUUCCUUGAAACCUUAAUAAAAAGGUUAAAAGGCGGUUAGAAUUUCCUCA
Sphaerodactylus townsendi is the source of this 1429-nucleotide messenger RNA. RefSeq names its product FA core complex associated protein 20 (gene FAAP20). Bases 25 to 978 code for a protein of 317 amino acids. The record is from RefSeq and is a predicted model, not a curated record. The transcript is spliced from 4 exons. NCBI's taxonomy places the organism in Eukaryota, Metazoa, Chordata, Lepidosauria, Squamata, Sphaerodactylidae. Gene Ontology annotation, molecular function: ubiquitin binding.